Gopherus evgoodei (Goodes thornscrub tortoise) is the source of this 938-nucleotide messenger RNA. It is a transcript of the gene CFAP276, whose product is annotated as chromosome 4 C1orf194 homolog. Lineage: Eukaryota; Metazoa; Chordata; Testudines; Testudinidae. Bases 374 to 919 code for a protein of 181 amino acids. The record is from RefSeq and is a predicted model, not a curated record. The transcript is spliced from 3 exons.
UUUAGUCCUUUCUGGGGGCUCGCACCGUCGUCCGUUAGCCCCAGCAUUAAUGACUUACUUUUGCACGUUCACCCCCCCCCAUUUUAGCCCCAUGUAAGUUUUCGCACUCAGCCCUUUGUUCUGCCUCUGCGCCGCGUGUCCCGUUUCGCACAUGGGCAUCUUCCCUGCAAAAUCAGAUUCCCCCGCGCCCUUUUUCAACAGCCCUUUGCUUGGCCCGCGGAUUUGGGUGUUGCCCCUCUACAGCUUGGGGAAGCAGGGCCAUGCAGUGCCCAGCCAUGUGCAACAAAGCGGGAGGGGAAAUAUGGAGGCAGCAGGUUUUUAAAUAAACGCUGUGCAGGCUGAUGCUUGGCUUUUCCAGGCGCAGUUUCCAUCCAUGCCUGAGUUUCUCUGCGGGAAGAUUGCAGGGAAAGAUGCACAGUCCUUCCAUGCCCAGCCCGGCGCGGCCCCCUGCAUUGCCCUCCCGGCCACUGCGUGCCGGUCCCGUCAUUUGCCUCCCCCUCCCUGCGGGCCGCCCCGCCGCGCUGCUCUUUCCAGCCAUCAGGGGGAGCCCCAGCGCCAGAGCUUCCUCCUCGGAAUCCCCGGGGCUGGGACCGUCGCCUGGCAACCGCGGCAGGGCUCGCAAACAAGCGGCUCGGAGCGCUGCUGUGCCCGGCGCAGGAUGCCGCCCACCCGGGACCCCUUCCCCUACCCCCGCUACGAGAACGAGGACACCUUCACGGGCCAGGCCAGGCCGGGCCAGAUAGGCCCUUAUACUGAGCCCACCCACCUGGCCCAGCAGCAGGACCCCUGGAAUCGCCUGCACAGAACACCCACCCUGUCCAGCACCAGGAAGGAAGUCUGGUAUACAGAACCUGAGGUGAAGCCCGCGCAGCACCCAGGGAUGAGGCGCCUUUACCAGCUUGUCAGAGGCUCUGGCUAGUGACUCUCUCUGAACCCUU